Molecule: messenger RNA, 1339 nt
Organism: Bursaphelenchus xylophilus (pine wood nematode)
Lineage: Eukaryota; Metazoa; Nematoda; Chromadorea; Rhabditida; Aphelenchoididae
Source: the annotation of a GenBank genome assembly
AUGUUGAGAACAGCAUUCUUCCUGCUGUUUUUCUCAACCUUAGCCUCAGGCUAUAUCACUAAUUACUAUGUAACAGUCCGAUUAAACGAUCAGCCAAAUGUUGAUCGGCAUUUCAUUAUUGAUACUACCGCUAGUCAAAGUUUUGUGAUCCCAUUCGCCAACUUUUUGAAUCAUCCGGAAAAUUAUGCGUCUUGGGGUUCAAAGACGUAUAAGAGAUUGCCCGGAGAGAUUGCAGAGGACUAUCAGUACUCGAAGGCAACAGUGAAGGGCGGCCUCGCUGAAGACGAGAUUCAUUUGGACAACAAAACUUUCCGGGGGCAGUUUUCGAUCUCUUCAACAUUACUGAACGCGAACCCGGCCAUUAAUUUCCAUAAGCGCUGGUCCAUUGGAUCGAUUGGAUUGUCGAGGAAGAAGGUGGAGGGAUCGCUGAAGGAUGCCAUCUUGGAGCAGUUCGAAGAGAAGAAUGUUUGUUUGUCCACGGCUCCGGGAGAGAAGACAAGGUGAGAGAUAAAUGAUACCUUUAAUAAAGGAGCUUAUCAUAGGGCAAGAUCGAUUUUUUUUUGUGAUAGAAUAGGAUAGCCAAAAGAAAAUGAAACGUAAUGCAACGUGCAAAUAUUGUAACUUGGUUGACAACUCUAAUUACGGUUUUUUGCCGCAAGCAAGAUGAUUAGCCUGCAUUUUUCGAAGAUGAAAAAUGCCUUGAUUUCAAAAGUAGAGAAGCAACUUACUAAACAAUUUCUUUAAAAUUUGAAGCCAUCCUCAGGCCUCCUUUUCUUUUCGUUUCAAAUCACACUCAUUUUACAGUGGCGUAACGAGCUACACAACUAUUGGAGCAAAGUCUUUCCCCAAGUCGGCCUUCCUGACUAAAAUCAUCGCCGAAGACAACCAGCAAGGCCAUUGGCAAUUCCCAUUGAAAUUCGUCAAGCUCGGAUGUUUCAACGCCAUUAAGCCUGACGAAAGUGCUAUUUUGUCUACUGCUACUGACGACAUCAUCGUGCCAUACGAUUAUUUCAGUUUCAUCACGGAUGUUUUGGGAGCUAAAUUUGAUGACAAACACCAAGGAUAUCUCGUAAAUUGCACCAAAACGUUGCCAUUCCUUGUUGGAAUCAACGAUGAGAUCUUGUCGAUUCCAUUUGGCUCGUAUACAGAGAAGAAAACGGAUGGAACUUGUCUGUUGAAAAUUCGCUGGAAGAGAGAUGUCGACUACUUUGUGUUGGGUGCUCCGUUGUUGGUGGAGACCGGGGUUUGUUUGGACUUCAAGACAUCUGUCUUGACUUUCUUCAACACAAACGAAAAGGCUACUGAAAUUGAAGAGAAAAAACUGCCCAAGAAAUGCUGA